CACCGCCUUCGCUGUCGCAGUCGAAGAAGAAAAGACAACUUUUCCGCCUGCAUCUUUUCUGCUCUUUCUCCUUUGUGAGCUGACUUCUUCGACUUCGGUCUGCGAGAAGGCAAUCGUGUCGCCUGCAGGAGGGGGAUCAGCCUUUCUUAAGUGACAGACAGGUAGAGACAGAGAGAGGAGAGACAGAGACAGGCAGAGAGAGGACGAAAAGAAACUGGCCAAGAGCCUCUGAGUCGAUACGAGGAAGUUCUUCCCAGCCUGCCUCUGUCUGUAGAAGAUCAGUUGCCAGAAGAGAAUGUUUUUUUUCUCGAGGCGAGAGGAAUGACGUUGCGUUGCAUGGUUUCUGUGGCCUACAGAAAGACCUGAGCAAUCGCAUUUUUUUCUCUUGGGUUUCUCGCCUCACCUUCGGCUUCUCUUUAAAUUUUCCGACCCUCCAUUUCCUCUCGAGCGUUCCGUCCUGCUUUUUUCCCUCAUUCACAUCCUCUUCUCCAAGCGUAUAUUGUCCCCUCUUUUCCUUCUUCCCCUGCCCGUUGACGUCUACUCGUGGUUCCGUCGUCUUCACUUUCUUUUCGGUUCCUUCUCUUUGUAAUCUCCUCUUUCCCUUCUUCCGUUCACCUUCUUGUAUCUGUUAUCUUCUUCCUCUCCUUCUUUUCGCUCUUCGUUCUCCUUCAUCUUUCCUGCCUUCUUACUCACGGAGCAGUCCGUGGAUGCGUUCCAGAACUUCCUUUUCGUUCUUUCUUUCGCAUUCUUCAUAUUUUGUGUCUGCGACCCUCUCCCUGUUGCAGCCUUACAUGAGUUCUCCAGCGGCCAUUUAGCUCUCGCGCUUCCCCUUGGAAGCACCGCAUUCUUGACUGUUUUCGCAAAACGCUGCAGAUAUGGGUCCACAUCCACCGUCGGCUCCAUUCGCCUCUCCCUCUCCCUCUUCUUCUUCCUCUACUACCUCUUCCUCUUCUUCUCCCUCUUCUUCCUCUGUCGCUUAUUCUCCGUUCUCCCUUUGUGCUUCUGCAUGCGUAUCUGCGGCUGAGGUGACUUCUGGGGCGUCAGUCUCUGUGGCGAGUCGCCGAGACUUCGCGGCUCUAAUCAGCGGGGGGAAAGACAGCAUCUACUCGAUUCGCUACGCCGUCGCUCUAGGCCACAGGCUGCGCUGCGUUGCGUAUCUGCGGCCUCCUGCCUCCGUCGUUGAGGCGGACAGCUUCAUGUACCAGUCUGUCGGCGCCGAGCUCGUCGCAGAUAUUGCUCGCUGCAUGCAGGUCCCCCUCGUCGUUCGGACGAUACUCGGGAAGCCGGUCGCGACCGACAGUGUCGGCUACGCAGCUACCAAGGGCGACGAGGUCGAGGACCUCUUCGAGCUUCUCAGAGAUGUACAGACUCGCUUCCCCUCCGUCGCAGCCGUCAGCGCGGGCGCUAUUCUUUCCGACUACCAGAGACAGCGCGUCGAGAAUGUCUGCAUGCGCCUGCACUUGCAGCCGUUGUUUUUCCUUUGGCACCGGGCGCAAGGUCCCCUGCUCAGGGAGAUGGCGGCUUGGGGUCUCGACGCCGUCCUCGUGAAGACCGCGUCGUGGGGUCUCAAGGCUGAACACCUGGGCGCGACGAUCGGAGCUUUGGAGAAGAAGCUCGAGGAAAUGGAGCAGCACUGCGGCGUUCAACCGUGUGGAGAAGGCGGCGAAUACGAGACAAUCGUGGUGGACUGUCCUCUAUUCCGCGAAGCCGUUAUGAUCGACAAAUGGAAAUUCAUUGUGCACUCUCCGGACGACUUUGCCCCUGUUCUCCUUCUCCAAGCUCGACGCUGGCACACAGCCGCCAAGGCCGAACUGGCCGACCAAGCUCAGGGUCUCUGGUGGCCCAGAGACACUGCAGACGACGAGAGAGGAAUCGACGAAAACGACGCGGAAAAGUGCAUCCAUUCUCUGACAAACAGCUCUGGAAAAAGAGAAAAUCAGACACUGCCCCUGUAUUCGCUUGCCGCAGCUGAUGCGGCGAAACGCGCAGCCGACAAGGCCCGAUGCGCAGAAGCCGAGAGCGACGACGGAGACAUCCACGAAGGAGGAAUCGCCGAAGAAGACGCGCGAGCAAACAAAAGAGAUCUCGGGGAAGAACUCGGAGAGGGGAACGAUGACGUUCCGGAUGGGGUAGGAGUUGAACGUGGAUGGCUUUCAGCAGAAAAUGUCGCACUCAGCUUCGAUAAAAAGAAGUUCAAUGUUCCCUGUGCGUGUCGCUCUGGGUUCUCCUCUCACUCUGCAUGCCCGGCCUGUGCCUUCCUCCAAGAGCUUUUCACUCUGGACUUCUUCCUCUCUCCAGCGGCUCGACUCCUCGUCGCUCGCUCGGGGUGUCUGUACACCCGUGCGCUUGCGCAGCUGGCCUCGAGGCUUCCUCGGAAGCAGACGGCGCAGUCUCGUCUUCCAAUGGCUCCUUUCCAACAGAUCCCCUGUGGAGGCGCCAGACUUUGCGUUACCGGGACGCGCGUGCGCCAGACAGUUCUUCUGCAUGCAGUUCUGACAUUCGACAGAGACAGCAAGUCGAGAGAAGCGGCCGCAGCAACCGAGAAGAGGCCGCGCGGCUUCUCGCCUGCGGAUCCCUGCCUCCGCUCUGCUCCUUCUUCGCGCUGGGGAGCUCAGGCGUCGAAGAGAGAGCACGGAGAGAGCCAAGAAGGGAGACGGAGAAGCGUCAGCUUGGAAGCGGAGCGGGAGGAACACAACGCGACAAGACAUCGAGGACCCUCCGUGGAGUGUCUCAACAAGAAGGCGGUCUGCCUUGAAGCAACAGUGAAUAUGGAAAACGAGAAACAUGCUGUUUCCACUCUGGCCUCCCUCAUUAUCAAAAGCAUACAACAACUUAGACAGGGAGCAGAAACGUCUCAUCCAUCCAAGAGGAGAGACGUGGCGAGCACAGAGACUUCUCUGGAAACGAAGGAGAUGAAAAAGUCGAGAGAGACUUUGCCCAUUGCACAUCUGCUUCUCGUUGCGUUCUCCCCGUCUUCUCUGGGCGGAGAAGACUCUUUCCUCAGAGAAUCUGUUCAGCCUCAAACGCCUGCGGGGAGCGCAGAGCUCACACGUUCUCAUGUUCCUCGCCAGACACGACAAGAUGAGAGAAACGAAGCCCGAGAAACAACGAAACCUAGAGACUCUGAAACUCCUUUUCUCUACACACCUUCGGAUUCGUGUAGCAUGUCGUUCUCCUCUCCUUCUUCUUCUUUACCUUCUUCUCCUUCUAGUUCUUCUCCCUCCCCUUCGUCUUCGUCGACGCUUGUCCCUGCGUCUGGGGAACUGCUUGAUCUAGCUCGACUUGUUCAGAAUGUCUUGUCGGCCUUGGAUGCUUCAGCCACUCAUCCCUUUCCGGUUACCUCCCUCUGCGCGCCUGCUGGGCAAGGAGGGAAGACGGUUCCGCUGCUGCGGUUGGCACUGGAGCUCGACGAUAGCCAGGCACACAACGAGACCGGCAGAGUCCUUCUUUGCCUCCCAUCUGGCGGCUCUGAGCUCCUCACGGAUACGGCGAAUCAACGUUUGGAAACCGAGCGUCCUGAACCUUCUUCUUCGAGCACAUCGUCGGCUUCCUUUUCGGAAGGCGCGUCACUGUCUUCGUCUGGAAUGUCUUCCUUCGUCUUGUCUGAAACGGUUCGCAGAUUCAAAGAGCCCUUUGCCACGCGUUCCCUCAACUUGUGGGUCCCGGCUUUGACUGCAUUGCCGGAGUUGCCUCAGGCACUGAACGAGAGGAGUCAUGCGCCCGUGGUGGUGAGGAGACCGGAAGAGGCGCUGAAGGCUGGUGAGGACGACGCAGGAAGAGAGAAAGCCUACGCGACGCACAAAGAGGGAGAACGAAGCUCAACUUCUGCGCGCUCUUUCUCGCUUGCCAGCAACUUAUGUCAGGCGGCUACGUACACUCAACACGAACAGAUCUGGAAGAUCGAAAGACAGGACAGAGAGAGGCGCGACGACGCGAAGGAGUUCCACCACUCUCACUUGCCCAUUGGAAGUUCUCCUUCAAACAACCUGCCUUCGGUGGCGUGUUCUUCCAUGCGAUGCAUCGCAACCCAUCCGCUCCCAUACUCUGAAAUCCUCAUUGGAGGAAUCUCCGGGCAUCUCCCCCACACGAGUCUUCUUCCAGUUUUUUCUCCUCCACCUUAUUCGUGGUCCCCUGCGUCUCCCUCUUGCUCUCUUGCUUGUUCGUCUUGGUGCCCGUCGCGGCCUUUUGCCUCGCCUGCUUGCCCUGCCUCUGCGAGCAGCGAAGCCGCGCUGAGAGUCUCUCUUGAACUCCAGAGGGAGGAGAGACGCGCAGCCGUCCCUGUCGAAGAUAGUCUGCUUGUGUGCGAGAGAUCGAACCACAACGAGCAGGGCCACUGGGCGGGGACAAAGCAAGAGGAAAAGGACAACUCGGAAGAGACAAAAGGUGAAGCAAGACUCCAAGAGCCUCGCCCACCUUGCGACGGCCUGGCCUUUGCUCUGGAGGUCGCUGUUGCGGCCCGAAACCUCGUCCACACCACGCGGCUCGCAGGCGCAGAAUCUGCGGAAUCUGAGGCGCAGACCUCAGAAAGUGAGAAAGAAGAAGAAGAAGACGGAGAUGACGCGGGAGAAGAGUUCGAGGCCGGAGAGCACGAACGAAGACAGGCGGGGCGACAUGCCCGAGACAGGGUCCACUUGACCACGCGUUUGCCAGCUCCCCCGCCUCUGCUGUUUGCGUUUUCGAGCUUGCGAGAGGCUCCUGGCGUCUCCGAGUUCGCGACUCUAAAACAACCCUGGUCUUCGUUGGAAGGACAGGAAGAUGGCGGUCGCAGCAAGGACGAGAAAAUAUCGGCGAAAACAGCGGCAGCUCGGCGAAAUGGAGAUGCGCGGCUCGGGAAGAGAGCAGAACCGCCCGCCGCGUUGGAUCGACAAGCGAACAACGACUUCCAGAGCACUGCGUCUUCUGCAGUCGCGUCUCUACUCGCAGGCGUCCGCUCGCAGCUGGAAAUCCACCUCAACCCCCAGGGCGUUGUCUUCUGGGAUGCGCGCACCCGAGUGGAGAGACGCGCGAAGAGUCUCAGCCGAGAGGGAGGCAAGGCCGGAGAGACGCUGAGACAGCCAGGACACCUGCGCGCCCCAGAGCCACGGGCCUGCGUUCUCUGCUCCUCCGAGGACGUUCCUCCUGCCAGCCUGUCUGUGAGCUCUUCCAGCUUCUUUUCUUCUCUCUGUUCUCUUUCGCCUGCUUCUUCGUCUUCUUCUCUCUCGUCGAGGGUGCUCUGCAGGCGUUGCGUAGGGGCGCCGACGCUCGUGGUGCCUGCGCAGGUGUCAGGAGUCCAGGGGGGCGGGCAUCUCUCGCUGUGGCCUCUGGGAGUUCGUGGCGAAUGCAGAGAGUUUUCAAGAACUGAAACAAGGAGGGUGGAAGUGCAGCGAAGCUGCAGGGGCUCGCAAAACAGAGAAGAUGCGAGUGCAAGCGACAUGACCGCCGCGCGCUCUCCCUGUCCCUUUGUCUCCGCUUCUUGGCCGAGGUGUACAGACAGCGCGGAGAACGCGUGUGAAGAGGCCGGGGAGCCUGGAGAAGGACGGGAAGGGCAGGCAGCAGAAGGACGCUCGUCAGAGAGCAGCAGUAAGGAGAUCUGGAGUCUCUGGAUCUCUGGGGGCCGAGCGCGAGGGCGCUGGGUGCGGAGAGCGACGAAGGCCAGGGCGGUCGGAGAGAAUGACACGAAGGUGGAAGGCGACAGAGAUGUGGGGAGACGCGGAGGAAGAAAGACAGAGACAGACUCCCAACAGUGGCUGCAAAAGGGGGCAAAGGAGCCGAAGGAGGAGACGACGGGGGUAUGGAAGGUUGAGUUGAACUUUUCUGCUCGGUUAGAAGGAAACGCCGCAUACGAACUCGAAUCCGAGACCAGGGCGCGUUCUGGAGAGCUGCGUGCUAUUUGGGCAGCAGCUGUCGUUACAGCGGCGAAAGAAGCUUCGAGGGACGGGGGCUCCCUCCGCCGAAAUCACGGAACGCUGAGUACUGCCGAGGGCGAGAGAGAGAGAGGAGACGGUCGAGGAGACCAGGAUCGAUGUUCAAAAGCCAAGGAAGAAGGAGAGGAACAAACAGAAGAGAGAGAGGCGAGUUCAGUGCAAAUGGAGGAGAACGAGGAGGCGCUGUCUGUGCUCGUGGAAGGGGUGGUCGAUGCCGUUCUCACGCUGGAUCGCUGGACGCGACAAAGCAUUCGCGAGCACGUUGACUCUGGGAUGCCGACUAAAACCGAGAGAGAGAUCGACUUCGUUCCCAGCCACCCCACAGAGGCAAGCCAAAGGGUUAAGGCCCUCGCUGAAGGAGACUGGUGCCUCUACGUCCUCUACGUUCCGCGCGUUCGUCCGCUGUCUCCUGUCAGCUCGUCAGCUGCCUCGAGAGAUGAAGGCGACGACUGGGAGGAGGCUUUUCGUCGGCUUUUUUUCGCAAGAGUGGAGAGAUUGUUGAGCCCAGAGGCCCGCCAAGACUCCUCCACUUCUCCGAGACUGAGAGAAGACGCGAGCGCUGCAUGCAGAUUGGAAACGCAGGAGACAUCCCGAGACGCGCUGCCCAAAGCUACCUUCCCCCUGGUUUUCGUCCCCGUUCUGGGUCUCGAACAAACAAAGGGGUGCGCGCCGACGAGGGCGCAAGUGGUCGUCGUCAGAGACAGGAAGCAGACACUGUUUGACGUGUAGAGACACUCCAGGCGCUUCUCGCUGUGUGACGCCUCUUUCGUUCUCCUCAGAGGGGUGCUUUCGCAGUCGUCUACGAAUCGUGCAUCAGAAGGUUUGGGAACUGUUUGUAGCUUUUGUGUGAUUCGCGGGUCUCGCUGGUGUACGCGAGGUGUUUGCAUGCGCUGCCUGUUUCACUCACGCUCGUUUUGAGGUCUUCACGACCGCGUAACUUUGGAUGCGUCGUUCCUCAGAAGUUAUAGCUUUCGGUUUUAGACAAGUGACCUCAACGAACUGUGGAGUUUUCAAGUCUGCAGAGAAGAGGCGCUAAGCGCAAAGCGACAUUUCCUCAAUUAUAAACUUCCUUGUUAAGUCUGUGUUAAAACUAGUUCGUUUCCG
Messenger RNA from Toxoplasma gondii ME49, 7007 nucleotides. Its product is annotated as ATP-binding domain-containing protein. Gene Ontology annotation, biological process: protein histidyl modification to diphthamide. The transcript has 4 exons. NCBI's taxonomy places the organism in Eukaryota, Apicomplexa, Conoidasida, Eucoccidiorida, Sarcocystidae. The record is from RefSeq and is a predicted model, not a curated record. Gene Ontology annotation, molecular function: diphthine-ammonia ligase activity. Bases 876 to 6632 code for a protein of 1918 amino acids.